Molecule: messenger RNA, 1442 nt
Organism: Spinacia oleracea (spinach)
Lineage: Eukaryota; Viridiplantae; Streptophyta; Magnoliopsida; Caryophyllales; Amaranthaceae
Exons: 2
Coding region: 198-878 (226 amino acids)
Source: RefSeq, a predicted model, not a curated record
UGCUCCCGCUACAUCCGGAGGUAAUCGGGCUUGAAUUUGGCGAUAUAAAUCCUACACAUGUGUUUGAAUUACCCAUUUGUGUUUUUCAAACUCAAUCGUUAGUAGAACUCAGAUUGGAAUUGGUCUUCGAAUUUGAAUUGAAGUUACUUGAUGAUGAGUUAGUAUCAAUUAAUCUCCCUUCUUUGAAGAUCCUUCACAUGUAUCUCUAUAAUUCACAUCGUCCUUUGAUGCGUACUCUAUUCAAAUCUUGCCCACUGUUGAAACGUUUGUGGUUGUCGUUGUUUUUGGAUGAAGAGGAUCACAUUGUUGAUAUUGUAGCACCUAAUCUCAAGCACUUGAGAUUCGAGACGGAUGGAUGUGCCCCAGAAGCCUGCAAAGUUUGGAUAGAUGCCCCCGAACUUGAGAUCUUCGAGACACGGGGAUAUUCAAUGGUUUUUAACUUCGUUAAGGAUCUUAAGUUGUUACAAACAGCCAGAGUGUUUUUAAAUGAGUGUGGUUUUGGUAGAGAAGGUGAAUUGAUAAACAGGUUACCUUCACUUUUUCAAGGGAUUUCUUAUGUUAAGUCCCUCGAAUAUUAUUUUCAUGGUUUCUAUUGUGCGAGUCAGCUGUAUAAUCCGGAUUUAGUCGCCUUGCCAAUCUUCCGUAACCUGUUUCACCUGCAAUUCACCUAUUCCCCCAUGGAAGGGAAUAGUUUUAUUCCGAGUUUUUUGUUAAGUAAACUCAGGAGCCUUGAGAUAUUGAAUCUGAUUCUAUAUGAUGAUGAUGAUGGUGAUGCGAUAAGGUUGAUUCAGGACGUUCUGACUAAUGCAACUGUUUUGGAGGAUCUUUAUGUGUAUGUUCAUUUUCAUUCUGAUAAAUUUGAAGAAAAAGAAGUAUAAAUUUAUAGGGAAUACAAGUUCUAUAAGAAAGUGCUCAAUCUUCCAAGGAGUUCAUUAAGCUGCCAGAUUGAGUUCUGUGGCUAUAUCCCCAAUCUGUGAAGACUUUGUAGAUGGAAACUUUGCAUCAACCAAAGUUGAGUAGUGAGGUAAGUAUAUUUUGAGUAGUAAAAUGAUGGAGUUCCCUGGUGGAGGAAAUAGUUAAAGGCAGUAGCUCUACUAAAAGAGAAUGCGUGACAAAGGGAUGGUGUUGAAGCUAUUCACAUCAUUCACAAGGUGUCCUGAUCUUGAACGUGGGUUGCUAAAUAUUUCAACGUAACUAAAUGUAAAACUGUGGUCUGGUGGCGGUUGUUGUUUUUGUGAAUUUUGGGGCUAAAGCCUAUAAGUGCAUCGUUCACACUGUACUUGUGCUGAUAAUUAUCAGAGACUAACAGGGAGAUAUACAUGGAAAAUCCUUUUGACUUUAUCUUUCUUAGGUUGUUACAGUGUUCUGUUCUGAGGAUAUUUGAAGUGUUGUCUUAAUAUUUGAUUUAAAUGAUUAAUCACUGAUCUAUUUUAACCUGUUAA